UCCUCAAGACGCACGCAGUUUUAUUAACCGCUAGAGCGUCGGUCAAAUGUUAUAGUGUACAUUUAAUUUUAAUUGUAGCAUUUAAAUGUCAUGAAAAAAAGAAUUAAGAGAAAGAUGAUGCAUUAUGUUCCGUUUCUGAACUCUAAAGAUUUGUGCUCUGCCUCUCACAUAGGCUGCUGGAAAACCGUGGUGAUAUGCUCUGGACUGUCUAUCCAAGAGCGACUUCCAGUGAUCAGAAAAAAAGAAAAAAAAAAAAAAAAAGAAACACUUGGUGUAUUAAAUUGACACUGAAUGUAUUGGGCAGUAGAUAAUAAAGUUUGCAUCUUUCCAACUGCAGCCAUGCAGGCCUAUAUUACAUGAUUUUAUUGACUGUGUAGUGAAAAAACUUGCUGUACAUAUUACAGACGCGCCCCCUACAGCGGCAGAACACUAGAGGUUCGAGGUGUGUUGAGUGGGCUUCUUCUACAACACCAGUGGACAAGUAUCAUGGGGCAGGUUCUGAUUUGUCUCGUGCGGUGUCCACUGUCACGAGCCCAGAGCUCGUGGUCACGUGAUUCCCGCCGCAGCUGAAGGAGAGCGGAGAGCGAUUCAAGGAGAACGUCUCAUUCACAUUCACACAUCUUUAUUUGACAGCAUGCACUUCAUAGAGCUUUUAAUAUUUUAAAAGCUAUGUAUUGACCAGCUAGUGUGACGUAUGUGCUGCAGAUGAUGUGUCACGUUUGAAUAUGAUGCGCUUUAUUCUAGACUGCCUGCGGCCGGCACGAGCGCGCGCUGCAGCCGCUGCAAGGGACACGGAGCUUCAGGCUCAAGUCAAAGACUCUUCUGACGAUAACGAAAUCAAGGGUCUGAAGGAUGAGGUGCAUAUGGAAGAGGAGACACUUCAGACAGUCAAGGCUUUGUGCCGUAACACACAGGAGACCAUGGAGAAGCUGGAAGAGAGGAAGACACAGCUGAAGGAAGAACUGAAGAUGAUCUAUGACCUCCAGAAACAGGAGAGGGAAGUGCUGCAGUCCCUGCAGGAGGAGCAGCAGGAGUUGGAGCAAACAGUACAGCAGUAUGAUACAGAGCUGUGUGCUGCAGCUGAAGACCUUCUGCAGCUCCAGCGGGAAGUGGCAUAUGCCAAAGCACAUGCAGAAAGCCUGCAUGUACAGAUCUCUCCACUGCAGGACGUAUUCGAGGAGAUUGUACAGGUCACAAUUCAGUCACCAUGUUCUUAA
Messenger RNA from Ctenopharyngodon idella (grass carp), 1217 nucleotides. RefSeq lists its product as uncharacterized. The transcript is spliced from 4 exons. The coding region runs from base 726 to 1217 and encodes 163 amino acids. The record is from RefSeq and is a predicted model, not a curated record. NCBI's taxonomy places the organism in Eukaryota, Metazoa, Chordata, Actinopteri, Cypriniformes, Xenocyprididae.